Rhizophagus irregularis DAOM 181602=DAOM 197198 is the source of this 1629-nucleotide messenger RNA. RefSeq lists its product as uncharacterized. NCBI's taxonomy places the organism in Eukaryota, Fungi, Glomeromycota, Glomeromycetes, Glomerales, Glomeraceae. The record is from RefSeq and is a predicted model, not a curated record.
CAACCUUAAAAAUGUCUGAACUUAAUAAAGACGUGAUUUUUCUAAUAUUGAAAAAUUUGCAAAAUGAUAGUAAAUCUUUUUAUUCAUGUCUUUUAAUAAACAGAAUUUGGUGUGAAACCGUGGUACCGAUUUUAUGGAAGAAUCCUAGUCGACAUCAGUUAACCGAAAAUGCAUGUAAAAUUUUACUUAGUGUAAUACUUUCACAUUUAUCAGGAGAGUCAAAGGAUAAUAUGAUGAAUCAAGGAAUUGAUAUUUUUACUGAAACAUAUCAACGACCUUUAUUUAAUUAUAUUAGUUUUUGGAAACAUUUAGAUUCAAAAUUUUUAGAAUUCAUAAUGAACGUAUUUGUGAAAGAUAAAAAUAUUGAAUUAUCAAAAAUUUCUAUUAUAAGAGACGAAAUAUUGAAUCUAUUUAAUUUAAAUACAACAUUUAAUUCACUUUCUAUUAAAUCUAUACCAAAAUUAUCUUAUCUUAUUUCAGGAACUGAACUUUACUUUUCAAAACUUGAUCAUUUUUAUUGUGAUAGUAAUACUAAUAGCAACUUUUUAGGAGGUUUGGCCUUAACAAAUACAUCAAUUAAAAAAUUGGGUUUUAAUAUUAUGGUACAUACCAAUAAUUAUCUUGGAAUCAUUAAAUUAAUUAAAGUUCAAAAAAACCUGAAAGAAGUCAAUUUCAUCUAUAAUCAUUUACGUAUUAGUAAUGAAUUAUGUCAUAAAUCACUUGAAGAAUCAUUAAUUAAUUGUGAAAAUACUAUCCAAUAUUUGAGAAUAGAUUGGAAACCUAUCACAAAUUUUCUUUCAAAUCUCAUUAAUUUAGUAAGUUUAUAUAUAAUAAAUUCAUGUUAUGAUUAUACAAAUUGGAAUCAUUUGGAAAAAGUUUCUUUACCACUUUUAAAAUUUUUAAAAACUCAUCAAAUUUCAUCUUGGAUUUUGGCAUGUUUAAUUAAAAAUACAAAAGGAAAUCUCAUUGAAAUCAAUAUUCAUUAUCAAGAUGUUGAUGAUGGAAGACUUUUAAAGGCAAUUUCCCAAAAUUGUCCGAAACUUUGUUACCUUAAAUUAUCUUCAUUUAAUAGUAAUACUUUAGAUUUUGAAAAUUUAUUAAUUAAUUGUCAAUCUUUAAUUGGUUUACAAAUUAUUGGUAUAUAUGGUUGUUUUAUUGAUUGGGAUAAAUUAUUCGAAACUUUGGCAAAAUUUUCACCAUUUAGUUUGUUUAAGUUUAAAUUUAAAUUUUCUUUUAGUUGGCAAUAUAAAUUGAAAGCUUUAAAAUUAUUUCUCAAUAAUUGGAAUGAUAGAAAUCCUAUUUUAUUGCAAAUAAUUUCAACUGAACAUACAUACAUUGAACGACAACAACAACAGCAAUUAGAAGAUCUUUUUCAAAUAUAUAAAGAAAAAGGUAUAAUUAAAAAAUAUGACCUUGAAAAUCCUAAUAAUAUCAGUUAUGAUGAUUUUGAAUGGAUUCAAAAAAAAGGUUCUGACACUAUUUUAUAAUAAUUAAAGGAUGGCUAAUUUAAUUCUUGUAUUUGUAACCACGACGUUAAGCGAUAACAUGAAUAAAGUUCUAUAAUUAUUUUAAUGCGUUAAAAUAAAAUUUUUAAAAUUUUUAGUAUGUAUAUUUGUCAUUUUAAAUAUA